Messenger RNA from Arabidopsis arenosa, 1181 nucleotides. NCBI's taxonomy places the organism in Eukaryota, Viridiplantae, Streptophyta, Magnoliopsida, Brassicales, Brassicaceae. The record is from the annotation of a GenBank genome assembly.
AAUUUCGUUUAACAAUUCCAUUAUGACUCUCUCAAAACAACUUUUGCCUUUAUUUUCCCUCUUCGUGUUCCUUUUCCCUCUCCGACACGCCUCAAACCCUCAAAAAUGUCCUUCAUCCUAUACGGAAUCAUAUUUCAAUAACUGUGGACGAUUUGGAGUCUCCAUUCGUUUUCCUUUCUGCGGCCAUCCAGGAUUCAAUCUCCACUGCAACAACCUCAAUAAGACAGUCCUAGAGCUUCCUAUGUCCGGAACAUUUCUUGUUGAUAGAAUCGACUACUCAAAGCAGCAAAUUUCUAUCAGUGACCCUGAAGACUGUAUGGUCAAAAGGCUUUUAACCUUCAAUACUUCAGGAUCUCUUUUCUCUAAUGGCUUAAGUACUGUCUAUUACACGUUCUUGACCUGUCCGAAUGAGGUCGGGACGCCGUCUUGGUACCAGCGCAUCCGUUGCCUAAGCAAUUCUACCUCUUCCUUCUUUGCCACGUCUAAUAUGUCACUCGCAAAUUCAAUGCUGCCUUCUUGCCAGAUCGUGAAGAGACUAGCUGUUCCGGUAAGCGUGUAUUUAGAAGAUGUGCUAAAUGAAGAGAAAGGAUUCUCUGUUGGGAUCAACUAUGUUAAACUUUUGCUGGAAUGGAGCUCGCCUGAUUGCAGGGGUUGUGAAAAGAAGUCCUUGAGAUGUGGUAUCAAGAACAAGGCCUCCCUCGAAGUCAAAUGCUUCGCUGAUCCAUCCGGUCAUUUAAGCACGAGAUUACGAGUACUAAUUAUAACCCUCUGCGCAAUCGGAGGUUUCACCGUCUUCGCUACUUGUUUUGCUGUCCGCAUAUACAAUUCCGAGAGGUUUGUCAAUCAGAGAAGACAAAAUGCAGCUAUCGCAGCCAGAACCAUAACGCAACAACCACGAGGGGUUGUGGAGAUUACAGGUCUUGAUCGAUCUACAAUAGAGUCAUACAAGAAAGUGGAGUUGGGGGAAAGUAGAAGGCUACCGGGUACUAAUGGUAUCAUCUGCCCCAUUUGUUUAUCGGAAUAUGCUAGCAAAGAGACUGUACGGUGCAUACCAGAAUGUGAUCACUGUUUCCACGUCGAAUGUAUCGAUGAGUGGCUCAAGAUUCAUGGUUCAUGUCCUGUUUGUCGGAACUCACGCUCGUAAUGGAAGUUGUUGUUGUCAAUAUACUGUAUCAACAUUA